Molecule: messenger RNA, 3414 nt
Organism: Oncorhynchus kisutch (coho salmon)
Lineage: Eukaryota; Metazoa; Chordata; Actinopteri; Salmoniformes; Salmonidae
Product: G protein-coupled receptor kinase 5-like
Exons: 16
Coding region: 672-2414 (580 amino acids)
Biological process (GO): signal transduction; protein phosphorylation; regulation of signal transduction
Cellular component (GO): cytoplasm
Molecular function (GO): G protein-coupled receptor kinase activity; ATP binding
Source: RefSeq, a predicted model, not a curated record
CCACGGGCGAUGGAAUGGAAUAUUGGAACCACCAACUUGGUGGAUCAAGAUUUGCGAACUCUUACUAUAAAUCAUUGAACUUCCAUAGACUGUACACUUUGCACACUGUACACAUCCAAAUGUAACCGACAUAUUGACCAGAACCACGGGGGAAACCGCUUAGAGCUCCGCCAAACGUUACAACCAAGAUAAAAAACCCAGCCCUUUUUUUUUUAUUACGCACCAAGAGGUGGAGCACGUUGAGUCUAGUACACUUCACCAACUCCCACCAGUGCUACUGGUCUGUGCUUCAGCCGCUGUUACGAAUGCGUUACCAAAGGAUGUAGGUCUUGCCGAGGUCUUGGGCUGUUUCGGGAUGUAUUGAUGGCUCAACAGUCCUAUCCUUCUUUGAUUCCGCACCAAAUUUCGCACGAAACACAACAGUCUCCGGAAUUGGAAUGGAAAUGCCCUCCGGACGCUGUAUUCGGAGCCGACAAUAUGAACCAUGCCCUAGUUAAUAUUACAAGGAUUUCCUCGAUAGCCUGUGUAUAGACUUUCAAGGAAUUUGAAAUGUAUACAUUUGAUUCGGAUUUGGAGUAAAACGAAAAGCAAUUUAGCCGUGAAGAGCAAGGUGUUGCUGUGCCGACGUAAAAACAACAACGCAUCUAUUCAGCAAAAUCAAAGGAUUUUAGAUGGAGCUGGAGAAUAUUGUGGCCAAUACGGUACUGUUAAAAGCAAGAGAAGGUGGAGGAGGGAAGCGGAAAGGGAGGAGUAAGAAAUGGAAGGAGAUCCUUCGCUUCCCCCACAUCAGCCAAUGCACUGAGCUGGGCAACAGCAUCGAUCGGGACUACAUAAGCCUGUGUGAGAAGCAGCCUAUCGGCAGACUGCUGUUCCGCCUGUACUGUGAGACCAGACCGGAAUUGCUACGAUGCAUCCACCUACUGGACGCCAUGGACGACUAUGAGCUGGUGCCUGAUGAGAAACGGAAAAGCAGAGGAGAUCAGAUUAUUGGGAAGUUCCUGUCUAAACAGUCAUCCGAGUGUGUGGAGGCAGCAGAGAGCCUUGCUGAGCAGUGUAGAGAGAACCUGGAGCUCCACCCCUGCAAGGAGAUCUUCAGUGACUGUCGCAAAGCUCUCCAUCACUACCUGAGAGGAGCUCCCUUCUUGGACUAUCAGAACAGCAUGUACUUUGACCGUUUCCUACAGUGGAAGAUGCUGGAGAGGCAGCCAAUAGCCAAGGAUACGUUUCGACAGUACAGAGUACUGGGGAAGGGUGGAUUCGGAGAGGUGUGUGCGUGCCAGGUGCGAGCCACAGGGAAGAUGUAUGCCUGUAAGAAGUUAGAAAAGAAGAGGAUUAAGAAGAGGAAAGGAGAGUCCAUGGCCCUCAAUGAGAAACAAAUACUAGAGAAGGUCAACAGCAGAUUUGUUGUGAGUUUAGCGUAUGCCUAUGAGACCAAAGACGCUCUGUGUCUAGUGUUGACCUUAAUGAAUGGAGGAGAUCUGAAGUUCCACAUCUAUAGCAUGGGGACUCCAGGCUUUGAGAAGGACAGGGUCCAGUUCUAUGCUGCCCAGAUCUGCUGCGGCCUGGACCACCUACACCAGGAAUCCAUCGUCUACAGGGAUUUAAAACCAGAGAAUAUUUUAUUAGAUGAUAAUGGACACAUCCGGAUCUCAGAUCUGGGCCUGGCCAUCAAAGUGGCUGAAGGGGACCCCAUACGAGGCAGAGUGGGAACAGUGGGUUACAUGGCUCCGGAGGUGAUCAACAACGAGCGCUAUGGGAUGAGUCCAGACUGGUGGGGGCUGGGAUGUCUCAUCUACGAGAUGACCGCUGGACACUCACCCUUCCGCGCACGCAAAGAACGAGUGAAGCGGGAGGAGGUGGAGAAGAGGGUGCAAGAGGAAGAGGAGGAGUACAGCGACAAGUUUACAGAAGACACCAAGGCCAUCUGUAGGGUGCUGUUGACCAAAGAUCCUAAGCAGAGACUGGGCUGUACAGCAGAGGGGUCAUCAGGGGUGAAGGCUCACUGCUUCUUCAGGAACAUCAACUUUAAAAGGCUGGAGGCAGGCAUCCAGGAGCCCUCCUUCGUACCGGACCCCCGGGCGGUGUACUGUAAGGAUGUGUUGGACAUUGAGCAGUUCUCUACAGUCAAGGGAGUAAAUCUGGACCAAACCGACAACGACUUCUACUUCAAAUUCUCUACAGGCUGCGUGUCCAUCCCAUGGCAGCACGAGAUGAUAGAUACAGAGUGUUUCAGUGAUCUGAACGUGUUUGGGCCCCAGGGGACCAGACCCCCAGAUCUGGACUGGAACACCCCCCCCGAGCCUCCCCGACGCAGCCUGCUGGACAGGAUCUUCAGGAGACAUGUGAGGGCACACACACAGGAUCGCACCCCGAGGUGUCCAUUGCCAACAGCCGCUUGUCUUCCUGCAGUGUGAACUCGGUGGACUCCAUGUCAAACUCUGCCCCCUAGUGGCCAGGGCCCUGUGUGGCGCCACACAGACAGAGGAGGAGCCUGUAGGAUCUACUCCUUGCUGGUUGGUUUACCCCCGGCCUGACCAGCUGUCAGUCUUCCGGAGGCACCCCUCCCAUGCCCACGGUCAGCCUAGGGGAAAUGCUGACCAUGACCCGGGGCCUGAGAGACCGACCCAUGGGAAAUGAUUAGAGGGACGUUCAAUGAUGCAAAGACGUUUUGAGAACGAUGCUCAGACAUUUCACUUACCCUCAUGAUUGCUGGAGUAGAGAAGAGCCACUGAGGUUGUUGAUGAAUAAGAAAAAAACGAUCUAAUUCAGGGGAUCCACUGUCUAAGAAAGACCACCACAGGGAAUACAAGAUGGGGUCUUUGUUGAAAUGUUGUAGCUUUUUAAUUUUGUAUUCCUUGCAUAAAUACUAAUUCACACUCAAAUGCACUCUGUAUUUGUUCAUCUAUUUCUCUCUCUCUCUUUUUCUCUCUUUUUCUCUCUUUCUCUCUCUCUCUCUCUUUCCCCCACUACUCUAAUCACUUAUAUGCAUGCAACCAACAACAUCACCAACCUCAAGAAACAAUGUGCAUAUUGCCUUCAGUAUACCCUCAGGCCAAAGACAUAGUUCAGUUGUGUGCCUGUCAUUGUUGCCAUAUUGAUUUUGGAGGAUGGCUUGGUCUUUAUUCAAUCACUAAUUGAAUCUGCAGCUAUGUUACACCUAAGUAACAAUCAAACAAGUGUGUUUUCACACCAUGGACAAAUGUGUGAGACCAGACAGGUGUAGUAUCCUCACACCUGCAUAGCCCUCAUGCUAAUACCCCACCACAGGCAUCCUGUUGACCUUGAGCAAAAUGAGAUGUCUUUUCAAACCAGUAGUGAACCAUUUAUACACCAAUUAAGAUGUUUUAACAGUAAAUAUGUUGUUUUACCUCUGACAUUAAAUAAAUAUUACUGUGAUAUACCCGUUGUCAUAUA